Argentina anserina (silverweed cinquefoil) is the source of this 1344-nucleotide messenger RNA. RefSeq lists its product as uncharacterized. Bases 120 to 1007 code for a protein of 295 amino acids. The transcript has 4 exons. Lineage: Eukaryota; Viridiplantae; Streptophyta; Magnoliopsida; Rosales; Rosaceae. The record is from RefSeq and is a predicted model, not a curated record.
UCCACCAAACCCUAACAUUUGGGGGGCGCAUUUUCUCUCUCCUAGGGUUUCUAGUUUCGCGCCAAAAUCAACCGCGCUUGUCGAAUUGGGGCUUCGAUUGGAAUUUUGGGGGUGUUUCGAUGACAUAUGAGGAGAAUGGUGAUCGGAGAGAGGUGGUGGGGGAGAUGAUCAUCGGAAUUGCGGGCGGUGAGGAUGAUCAGAAGGCGAGGGGGGACUAUGUGAAGCUGAGGCACUGCCCUGAGGAGGCUGAGGUGGAGGGAAGUUGGAUUGGGUGCUUUUGGUAUUGGGUGAGGUUGGUGUUGCUGUUUAUGUGCCUGGGGUUGUUGGCUGGGGUUUUUAUCAAGUGGGUUGGGCCGUUUCUGAUGGAUAAGGAGGUUAUUCCGAUGAUUAACUGGGAAACAAAAACAUUCAGUCCUCCAGUGCUUGCUAUUUUAGUCUUUGCUUCCGUGGCAUUGUUUCCGACGAUCCUCUUACCAUCUUCACCUUCUAUGUGGGUGGCUGGAAUGACUUUUGGUUAUGGCUAUGGAUUUCUUCUCAUUAUAUCAGCUGCAGCUAUUGGAAUAUCACUUCCAUAUUUCAUUAGCUUUCUAUUCUACCAUAAGAUUCAGGGAUGGUUAGAAAAAUAUCCAAAGAGAGCUUCCAUUCUAAGAUCAGCUGGCGAAGGAAACUGGUUCCAUCAGUUUCGAGCUGUAGCAUUAAUCAGGAUUUCUCCAUUUCCGUAUAUUAUAUAUAAUUACUGUGCUGUGGCAACCAAUGUCAAGUAUGGUCCAUACCUCUUUGGAUCCCUGGCAGGAAUGGUUCCGGAAACAUUUGUUGCCAUUUACACUGGGAUCUUAAUACGGACAUUGGCAGAUGCUUCACAUGAGCACCAUGGCCUCUCCGCCCCACAAAUAAUCUUCACUGUUGUUGGCUUUGCUUUGGCUGUGGCUACCACAAUUUUCUUCACAGUGUAUGCAAAAAAGCAGCUCAAAGAAUUGCAUAAGGAAGAUGAGCCACUGUUGCAAUAAGUUCUGGUUCUAGUUUUGGUUGCAGAAAUACUCUGCCGCACAGGUGACAUGGGGGCUCUCUAGAUGAAGUUUCUUUUAUUAAACGACUUCAUCUGUUGAUGUUGUCAAUGUAGUGUAAAUUGAUGCUGCAUAAACAUUGCGGACGAUGACGGAGAAGCGGCCUUGACAUCCAUAGAACAUGAUUGCCACUAGUAUCACCCCUUAAAAACAAGUGUUGAUUUUCUUUUGCUCUAUCAAGUCCUCCCUCUUAAUUAUCUAUUGUAUAUGAUUGAAGUGACUCUCAAGGAUUGAAUUGGAUUCUGCAAAAUUCUUGAUUGUAUAUACAAAUGACUCUUUA